Messenger RNA from Staurois parvus, 363 nucleotides. The record is from the annotation of a GenBank genome assembly. Lineage: Eukaryota; Metazoa; Chordata; Amphibia; Anura; Ranidae.
UGUAUAUGCCCUCGGACACAGCGGAUCACCGAUCCACGGAAAGAGCCGAAGAUGUCGGCUCGGUCAUGUGAUCAGCUGUAUCCAAUCACAGCUAAUCACACUGAUCAUCAGGGCACUGAUGAUCAGUGUGCCCUGAUGAUCAGUGUAGCCCCAGCAGCGCCACCUGUCAGUGUCCAUCAGUGCCUUCUGUCAGUGCUCAUCAGUGCCUCGUGCCAGUGCCCAUCAGCGCCACAUCAAUGCCACAUUAUCAGUGCCCAUCUGAGCUGCCUUUCAAUGUCACCCAUCAGUGCCAGUCAGUGCCACCAAUCAGUGCCAGUCAGUGCCGCCUAUCAGUGCUGCCUUUCAGUGCCCAUCAGUGAUGCC